UUGGAAAAACUAUAUAAAUAAAAGUUAGAUGCUAAAUACAUGCAUGGUUCAUUUGUUUCUUUAUAUUUUGGAGCCCUAUGCUCGUAAUCUGGUGAGAAAUCUAAAUAAUAUGCUGUAUGAUCAAGUUAUUUGAUUGCCUUUUGGACGCCAUUUUAAGCAUGUUGAUUUUUUCUAUCCUUCUUUAAGUGAAAGCGCCUAUUUCAAUUUUACAGAGUCUGACAGCAGUGGAAUUCAAUAGUUCUUCCUUAGUCAGUCUUUCCCUUGUUGGUUGCCGUGCCAUGACUACUUUGGAACUCACAUGCCCUCAUCUUGAUCAAGUCUUUCUGGAUAAUUGUGAUCAUCUUGAGAGAGCAUCAUUUUGUCCUGUUGGACUUCGGUCCCUUAAUCUUGGUAUAUGCCCCAAAUUGAAUGUACUUCAAAUUGAAGCCCCACAUAUGAUUGUUCUGGAGUUGAAGGGAUGUGGUGUUUUAUCUGAAGCAUCCAUCAACUGCCCUUGCCUAAUUUCUCUGGAUGCUUCCUUCUGCAGCCAACUUAAGGAUGAUUGCUUAUGUGCAACGACUGCUUCAUGUCCUCUCAUUGAGUCGUUAGUACUGAUGUCAUGCCCAUCCAUUGGUCCAGAUGGGCUCUCUUCUUUGCGCCUGCUUUCUUGUUUAACCUUGCUGGAUUUAUCAUACACUUUCCUGGUGAACUUACAACCAGUUUUUGAGUCCUGUUUGCAGUUGAAGGUAUUGAAAUUGCAAGCAUGCAAGUAUUUGACUGACUCUUCUUUGGAGGCUCUUUAUAAAGAAGGUGCUCUCCCAGCCCUUCGUGAGCUGGACUUGUCUUAUGGGAGCCUUUGCCAGUCUGCAAUAGAGGAGCUUCUUGCUUGCUGUACACAUCUUACCCAUGUGAGCCUAAAUGGGUGUGUCAAUAUGCAUGACCUUAACUGGAGUUAUAGUGGUGGCCAGCUUUCUGAGAUGUCUAGCAUCAAUGGUUCAUCUGCAGUUUGUUCUCCAGAGAUCAUCCAGGAGCCAAUUAUGCAUCCUGACCGUUUACUGCAGAAUCUGAACUGCGUUGGCUGUUCAAACAUUAAGAAAGUUGUCAUUCCUCCGAGGGCCCGUUGUUUCCAUCUGUCAUCAUUAAACCUUUCUUUGUCUGCAAAUCUGAAGGAAGUAGAUGUUACUUGUUUCAAUCUGAGCUUUCUUAAUUUGAGCAAUUGCUACUCCUUGGAAAUUUUGAAGCUUGAUUGUCCAAGGUUGACUAGCCUCUUCCUUCAGUCGUGUAGCGUUGCUGAAGAGGUGGUGGAAGCUGCUAUAUCACAUUGUAACAUGCUGGAAACUCUUGAUGUCCGCUUUUGUCCAAAGAUCUACUCAGUAUACAUGGGAAGGUUACGUGUGGUUUGUCCCAGUCUAAAACGUAUCUUCAGCAGCCUCUGUGCUUCGUAAUGGGAUCAAUAGACAACCGUCACUUGUAGUUGAAACUGUAUUACAUUAUUAAUGCCCAGUGUAUGUUUGCAGUCCUGGCGAGCCCCGGUUAGCUUAGUAAUUUAUCAUCAUAUGCUUGUCUGUUGUAAAUAACCAAUUUUCCUUUGUUCUGUAUGUUUUUUUUUUUCGGUGGGGGAGGGGAGAGACUGUUGGUGUUUGCUGAGAUAGAUCUACCCUGGCCAUUUGUAAACGAUGAAAUAAAUUAUGUUUUAAUAGAUAUAUGAAUACCUAUUGUUGUUUUGGA
Molecule: messenger RNA, 1707 nt
Organism: Macadamia integrifolia
Lineage: Eukaryota; Viridiplantae; Streptophyta; Magnoliopsida; Proteales; Proteaceae
Product: F-box/LRR-repeat protein 15-like
Exons: 7
Coding region: 279-1424 (381 amino acids)
Source: RefSeq, a predicted model, not a curated record